This is a messenger RNA of Drosophila miranda, 711 nucleotides long. Its product is annotated as probable palmitoyltransferase ZDHHC24. Lineage: Eukaryota; Metazoa; Arthropoda; Insecta; Diptera; Drosophilidae. Gene Ontology annotation, molecular function: protein-cysteine S-palmitoyltransferase activity. The record is from RefSeq and is a predicted model, not a curated record. The transcript has 2 exons. Bases 1 to 711 code for a protein of 236 amino acids. Gene Ontology annotation, cellular component: endoplasmic reticulum; Golgi apparatus. Gene Ontology annotation, biological process: peptidyl-L-cysteine S-palmitoylation; protein targeting to membrane.
AUGUAUUUUUGGGGCCUCCCGACUGGGCAGUCCGUAGAUGAGUACCGUGACUAUUGCUGGAAUUUCUUCGGGCUGGAUGCAGGCAAAUUGCAGUAUGGUGGAGUUGCAGCCGACUCCGCCCUCAAGCAAGUAAAGCCGCCGCCGGAGCAGUCGGCGGAGCGCCUUGAGUGGCGCGAGUGCACAGAGUGCAAACGGCUGGCCCCGCCCAGAUCGUGGCACUGCAAGAUAUGCGGCGCUUGCAUACUGAAGCGGGAUCACCACUGCCUAUACACGGGCUGUUGCAUCGGCCACCAGAACCAUCGCUUCUUUAUGGGCUUCAUUUUCUAUUUGUUUGUGGGCUCUGUGUACGCCCUGGUCUACAACUCGAUCUACAUGUGGAUAAUCCAUAGCAGCAUAUACUGCAAUUGGCUGACAGUCCUCAAGCUGACCUGCCCCAUGUUGCUGCUGGUGACCGGCGGCUUCUGGACCAACAUCUACCUGCUCUUCUACAGCCUCAAUGUGCUGGCCUUGGCGUACGGCAUCCUCCUGUUGGGCUACCAUGUGCCGAUUGUGCUCCGUGGCGGAGUUUCCGCCGACCGCACGAAGCAGCGAAAGCUCAAAUACAAACGAGGAGUCAGGCAGAACCUAAGAAGUGUCUUUGGAGUGCGCAUGCACAUAGCCUGGCUAUCGCCACUCAUUCGCAGUGAUCUACCCGACGAUGGCUACCACUAG